Messenger RNA from Coccinella septempunctata (seven-spotted ladybird), 2702 nucleotides. RefSeq lists its product as uncharacterized. The coding region runs from base 123 to 1955 and encodes 610 amino acids. Lineage: Eukaryota; Metazoa; Arthropoda; Insecta; Coleoptera; Coccinellidae. The transcript is spliced from 29 exons. The record is from RefSeq and is a predicted model, not a curated record.
AAUCUCAUUUGUAUUUUGUGUGUGUUCUUGUAAUCUGUGUCGUAUUUUUGUUAGUGUUUUUCGUCGUUAUUUUGAAUAAUUGAGGCUGUCUGUGCGUACUUGAGACAAAAAUUUUCGAAAGGAUGUCAGGUUUUAUAGGUAGAGGUCUGGCGUCAGGUCUUAGGAUAUUUGGAAUUCAAAGUGAAGCAGAUAGAGUCUGCCAACGAUGUUCCACAAUCAUAGAUGGACCUUGCAUGUGUGCUCCGUCAUACCCAUAUAGGCGUUUGGAAGUUGAGAAGCAUGAAAGACCUGUUAAAAUAACUUUUUACAAAUCCGAUUACUCGGAUGUAGGCAAAGUAGUUAUGGAUGUUGAGAGGUCUAUGAUUGUACAUGAUUUAUGCAAGAUACUCGCACAAAAAAUGGAAUUUACCACUACGGCAUUUUGGUCGUUGGUAGAAAUCUGGGUGGAUAAAAAGGCCGAGCGUGUGCUUGAAGAACACGAAAAAAUGGUGGACGUUUACAAAGAAAUGUUGAAAUUCAAAAGGAGAGCUACCGUUCGCUAUGUGUUGAGACAAAAUGUAUCCAAAUUCGAUUUUCUAGUCGAACCUGUUAGAUGUCGAAAUGAAGGAGGUAUAAUUUGUGAAGAUCCAAAGUUUUUCGAGGAUAACCAUUUGGUUUGUUAUAUCGAGAAAUCUGUGGACGAAAGUAUAUGCCCAGUUUUCUUCUCAAGAGCCUUGAUGCUGAAUGAUAAGGGUUGGAAAUUAGUUUUUAUUUUACUGAAAGACAGGAGGUUGUAUUAUACCGAUGAUAGAGAUGGUGAGACGAGACUAAUGGAGUUGUCAGAGAUGGAGAUCAGGAAACACUUUUACCCUUUGGGACCGAUCGAUUUGCGUGACAUCCCCGGACUGGUCCUGAUCGGCGAAUUAUCGAAGCUGCAAAUAUACCGCGUAACGAAAAGUGGCAAUCCCUCCGUGGAAAACACCGCAACUAAUGCAUUUUUGGUGAGACCCACGGCUACCCCACGUGUUCGGACCACCGAGGAGGACACGGAGGAAGCUGAGCAUUUGGCGCGCAUCCCCGUGCUACCUAAGGGGGUGAUUCGUUGUACCAGUCUAUCUCCCAACUUUGCGACGACUUGGAUCGCCCUCAUGAGGCUGGCGAAGUAUGGGAAACAACUACGAGAGAACUACCGAGCUUUCAAGAACAAGAAUGAGGCUCCAGCCAGGGAAUUCGGCAGAGCCAAUGUUCCAAAUCCGCUCCUGAACAGUCCACUCUUCAGAAGAAUGGGCUGCAAAGCUCACUUAGGAGAGAGAGCUCGUAAAAAAGAUCAAGAUCAUUUGGCUCUACUAGACUUCUCCGGAGGACGCGAUUCUUCUGGUUUUGAGCUCACGGGCUACGGAUCAAGGAAGGAUGCUUUAGUUUUAUAUUCAUUUUUGGCUUUACCUAGAUCAUCCAAGCAUUAUAAUAGAGGAAACACUCUAGAAAGGUUUUCUCAGUCUAUAAGAAGAAAUAUGGAACGUUAUGGUGAUGAUCCUAAAAAUUAUCCUUCACCGUCAGUCCCUUUAGAACAUCAGCCUUCCACGUCACGUGAUACCGAAGAACAAGACUCGUCUGAAAUUGCUGAAAAAGCGAGAAGGUUCGGGGCUAUAAAGAAGAUAUUUUCCUCGAAGAAAAACAAGAGUGGAAAGAAAAAGAAAAACGCAGGAGACAAAGUUUCGCCUGACCAAGUCGAGGGAGAAGAACUUGAGAUGCAAUAUAAGGAAUACGUUUCGGAAGAAAAAUCCGUAAGUUUAUUCUCAUUUGUUCGAAGAAGAAGAAUGCUAAUGAAUUUCGAUUUCGUAUCACUUUCAGAAAAACGAAGACGUUGUGGAAGAAGCCCCUCAAGUCGUAGAACUACAAGCAGAGGCAGCUGCUUCUUUACCAACAGAGGAGGAAGGAUCAACUGCAGUUUUUCGUUUGCCAGUGAGUCUCGAUGAAAAAACUAAGACAACAAUAACCGUACAAAUCCAUAAUGAAAACCCCCAAGGUUAAAAUUAGCGUUUCCUGCUAGUUACCAAGCAUUUUCUUCAGCGAACAUGGAAAUAAUCAUGCACGUACAUUAAGGUGUAGAUGGUUCGAAAGAGAAUUCAUAUUGACGUUGAAUCCAGUGAGUUUUCUCGCAAAACUCAUCUGACGAGUGAAGCGGGAAAUGAAACACAACCACCGAUUCUCGAACGAGUAAGUCGCAAUCCAAAUUUUUUUUAGUGAUUUCGACCGAAAGUGCGGCAAUUUGAAUUGGACGAUACCGAAAAAAAUUUCGUUGAAUAUGAAUGAAAAACCCUCCGAUUUAAUCAAAGUUCUUGGACGACGAAGAGACAGAAAAGCGACGAACCUUCUGGUGAAGAUUAGACUGAAAUUUCCUGUUACUUUCACCACAAUCACACCUGAAAAAUUAAUUUCCAACCAUAACCGACAGAAAUUGCGAAAGAUAGAGAGGUAUAUUGAAUUGGCACUUAAAAAAUGACUGAAAUCCUUAUGUACAAUAGACGAUCCGAUUGAGAUCAGAAUGGUGAAAAUUUUGAAUGAACCUAUUUGAUCGACUUCCAGGACAGAGUGAGCCAGCAGUAUAAGAUUUUUGACAAGAGUGGAACAUUUUUCGAAAUUUUUACAUGAGAAUGAUUCCGUUAAUCUGGAUGGAUAGCUGAGAACUGAAUUUUAUUUGCAUUAAAUUUUAUCAAGUACAA